AUGGACGGAGAGGCGGACACUGCGCGAACGACUGGCGCUGCGGAAGCUAGUGUGUCCCCCCCGCGGAGUGGGGAAGCGGGCGGGGAAGGCAGCGCAUCAGUAGGAGCGACAGUGAGUUCUGAUGAACAGUACGGUUGCCCAGAAGAAAUUGAUUCUGCCGCGAGCGGAAGACCUGGCGACGGCGCGAUAAUGAGUGAAUCCAUGUCCGCGGAAGAUGGCGCGCGGGCGGAACUCCGCUGCAGCGAAGCGGAGACGGACGAUGGGGAAUGGGGGUCGGCGGAGUGCGCGGAGACACGGAAUCGAGGAAAUGCCGUAGACGGCGCAGAGGGGACGAGCGGGAGUUCGAGUGAGCAAGGCGGAUAUGACGAGUUGAAGGGGACUGGGGGGGCGGAAGCGGACGCAGAAAGCGGCGUGCGCGGAGGCGCGGAAAACGGGGGAAGAGAAAGGGGUGGAGUAGAAACAGGUGGCGGAGGAGAGGAAACGGCAGGGCUAGAGGGUAGAGGCAGUGAAGGAGGUGCUCAGCAUGGGAGCGUGGAUGGUGCCGCCGAUGCCGAUGCUGCUGCUGAUGCUGUUGCCGGUGCUGAUGGUGGUGCUGGUGGUGACGGUUCAACUGACAGUGGUGGUGUCGAAGGCUUGAGUAACGUUGCAAGCACCAAUGUCUCCAGCAGCAGCACCCCCAUGGAGGGGGGUUUCGACCUGGAUCUGACGUACGUGACGGACAGCAUCAUUGCCAUGGGCUUCCCUGCGGGCGACCCUAGCUCCGGCCUGCUGGGCUUCGUGGAGGGCCUGUACCGCAACCACAUGGAUGAUGUGAUGCGGUUCCUGGAGUCGCGGCACAGCGGGCGCUACAAGGUCUACAACCUCUGCUCCGAACGCCUCUACGACCCUGACCGCUUCCACGGCACCGUGGCGUGCUUCCCCUUUGAUGACGGCACGUGCCCGCCCCUCGCCCUCACGCUCGCUCUCUGUGAGAGCGCCAAGGGGUGGCUCGCAGGAGGUGGGAAAAGGGGGCCUGGGAGCAGCACAGGGGCAGCUGCAGGUGGGGAGGCCACACAAGCAGGGCAAGCAGGGCAGGCAGGUGGCAUCAGCAGCAGCAGCAGCAGCAGCGGCGAUGGCAGCAUGAGCAGCGGCGGAGGCAAUGUGGUGGUGGUGCAUUGCAAGGCGGGCAUGGGGCGCACAGGCCUUGUCGUGGCAUGCCUGCUGCUUGCUCUCAAGGUGUGCAGCACAGCACAGGAGGCCGUAGCGCUGUUCCGAGACAAGAGGAGUGUGGAUGGCAAGGCGCUCACCUCGCCCAGCCAACAGCGCCACGUGGCAUACUAUGAAGCCAUCCUGCGUGCCACCUCUGCCCCAGUUCCCUCACUGGCCCCCCAACGCCCCCUAGUGCUGAGGGGAAUUCGCCUGCACCGCUGCCCCUACUGGAUCCGACCAUUCAUCACCGUCUCCUCCCCCUCAGGUGCUCCUUGCUCCCUGCCCGCCUCGCACCUCACCACCUCACACCUCACCACCUCGCCUCUCAUCACAAUCACAACCUCGAGUCAUCUUUUCCUCUCGCACUCAUCCCAGAACGUCCCAUCUGUCGGCGGAGCAAGCAUGGCAUGCGUCGCAGAAGCAGGGAGUGGUGCUGUUUGCCUUGCCGGGAGAGCGCUACAUCUGUGCACUCAAGGACGACUUCUGCAUCACCUUCCACGACUCCUAUGGGAACUUUUCCUGCUGGCUGCACACCAGCUUCACACAGUCGCACCACAUGCUCAAGACCACGGACCUGGACGGAUUCGACAAG
Closterium sp. NIES-65 is the source of this 1780-nucleotide messenger RNA. NCBI's taxonomy places the organism in Eukaryota, Viridiplantae, Streptophyta, Zygnematophyceae, Desmidiales, Closteriaceae. The record is from the annotation of a GenBank genome assembly.